This is a messenger RNA of Bolinopsis microptera, 1618 nucleotides long. Its product is annotated as targeting protein for Xklp2-like. Bases 3 to 974 code for a protein of 323 amino acids. Gene Ontology annotation, biological process: activation of protein kinase activity; regulation of mitotic spindle organization. NCBI's taxonomy places the organism in Eukaryota, Metazoa, Ctenophora, Tentaculata, Lobata, Bolinopsidae. Gene Ontology annotation, cellular component: microtubule; spindle. The transcript is spliced from 2 exons. The record is from RefSeq and is a predicted model, not a curated record.
UGAUGGAAUUAAGAAGAUCCAAUAGAAUCAAAGCCCGCACCGAUGCGGUGGGCCCUCGUCUACUGACUGCUGGGAGAAAACGAGGCUACCACAUCGAGAGUCAAGAAGAAAAAGACCAGAGAGUUUACGAAGAAAUGAAGAGUUACAAAUUCCGAGCCCGUCCACCGCCUGAAUCUGCUUAUCAAGGUUCCUCCUCAACAGGAGUACCAAAGAAGAAAUCCAGGAAAGUUACCAAAGCGAAAACUCCGAUGGCACUUAAAAGGAAGGCGGUCUCAAGGACAGGAGUUAUGAAAGCCAAGAACAAGGGCACAAACAAUGCCAUGAAGCGAUUGAAAGCAUUACCUUUGCCGGAUCUGAAAAAAGUUUUCGAAGUGGCAAGAGCAGAGCUGAAAGUGACAAAACCUCAGCCGUUUUCUUUCGAAUCCAAGUACCCAAAGCCAGCUGAGGUUAAAGAAAAACUCAUCAAAGAAUCUGCCGAGCAGGAGAAGAAACUAAGAGAGUUCAAAGCCAAGCCUCUUUAUGAGACUAAAGGUUUUAAGAUUGACCAUAACUUAUCAAAAACCUGCACAAAAAUUGAACCAUUCAAUAUAUCCAAACCAGAUGCGUACCAAGAAAAAUUAAUGAAACUGGACCAAACCAUUGAGAAAGAGAACAUGGAACUUCAGAAGAAACGAGAGUUCAAAGCCAAGUAUCCUCACGUCAUAUUCGAAGAACCUUUCAUCCCAGAGAAAGACUCGAGGUAUUGUAAGAUCGAGGAGUUUAAUCUGCACAGUGACAAGAGAGGCGAGGAAAGGAGAAAGUUCGACGAGGAACUGGAGGAACAGAGGUUGAUGUUGGAGAAGGAGAAGGCCCACGAAGCUAUAGAACGAGAGACGUUGAACAAAAAGGAAAUAGCCGAACUUCGUAAGAAAAUGGUACACAGAGCAAACAACGUAGGAGAGUACAGCAAGCAGGCGUAUGAUGAUAUCUCGUGAGCUUGAGAACCAAUUAUCCCUGAAAUUCGCUUUGUUUGAUUAGAUUACUGAGUAAUAGUCUGCAGUAGUGGGCGCUUGUUAGGGUUUGUAAAUAACUAAACGUGGUCUUCUCUAUGGGACUUGAAUUUUAUGAAAAAUCGCUACAGAAGUUGGCGUAUAUUUGAACUUUGUUUGUUUUCGAAGUCGAGCAAGUUCUUACUGUAUUCAGCUAGGCUUUUUGUUUGUACUUGUACCGUACUCUUAUAUGGCCCGUUUUUGAGUUUUGAUAAAUGAUUUCCGAGAUCAUCGAGCAAGAAAAUUGUAUUAUUUUUUAAUUAUUUCAAGUGGUGAUAUUACUUAACUUAAUAUUUUUAUUAAAUUAAUCUUCUUCAAAGUAAAAUUUUUUUUCUUCAAAGUUGACAAUUUUAAAUAGCAAUUUUAAAGAAUAAAUGAGCUGUUUAUUUAUUGUUUAUUCCAGUUAUUCAAAAUAAAUUACGAUACCGAAAUUGUCUGACUACAAUAACUAUUUUUAAUUACAGUACAAUUAUUAUAGCAUUUGACCUUCUGGUUUUCAUUGCACAUCGAUUAAAUGUGAUUCUGUCCCUAAAAAUAGACUUAAAAAUUGAAGGCUGAUCGAAUCGUAGAUUAUUUAAAUCACUCUUUUC